Molecule: messenger RNA, 4727 nt
Organism: Copidosoma floridanum
Lineage: Eukaryota; Metazoa; Arthropoda; Insecta; Hymenoptera; Encyrtidae
Gene: Ac3
Product: adenylate cyclase 3
Biological process (GO): adenylate cyclase-activating G protein-coupled receptor signaling pathway; cAMP biosynthetic process; intracellular signal transduction
Cellular component (GO): plasma membrane
Molecular function (GO): adenylate cyclase activity
Source: RefSeq, a predicted model, not a curated record
UACAUACUCAACACCAUCAUCUCGCUGCUCUCAAACUUUGUCGUCUGCUCAUAGGAGGGCUCCUGUGCAAUAUAUUGUACUCGGUACACCGAGCACAAUUGGUUUGGUGCGUGCGCGCGUCCGAUGCUACCGUAGCCCGUGCUCGUGUUUGCCCCAACGUUGACUUGACCUACUGAUGCACAACUUACGAAUGUGUGCCCGUUGAUUGACGCGAGGUGUAGGGCUCGUGCUCCAACGAAGGGCUCUUGGUGCUCCCCCGAAGUGAAGUUACAUAGUUUUUUUUCCCCUUUCUUUCUUUCGUGCCCCACGAGUGUGUGCUCUCGGGGCAUUAUUGUUUCCCUACUGCCACACCUGAGCUUGUUUUUCCGGACAUCCGAACAAUUGGAGAAGACAGGCCAAACGUCGAUUUCAAAUUCGAAAUAUACGUACAUUUCGCCACGACAAGUGAAAAAGACAGUGAGCCUAUCUCGGAAAAUCAACACCGGGACGUGAUAUCAGCGACACGGCAUUGACUCGAGCGCGCCGAUUUCGUUCGUAUAUACGACCGGAAGUGAGAAUGAAGUCCAGCGUCGGCGAGCCGGGCAGCCGAGGGGCAGCGAGGAUCAGGUAGCGAAAGUGGGUUACGAGCCAAUAACUCCAAGCAUGAGAGCAGCGGCGACCCGUUUGACGAUUCCGAGACGAUGCUAGAGGACCUGACCGGCCUCAAACUCGCCAAGAGUACCACCAACAACAACAACAACGACGGUAAUUUGGACACCAUUGAACUGAAGGAGGUGAAAGUGAGGAAAAUGCCGACGGCCGAGAGCACGAGCAACAGGGCCUCGAACGAGGAGUCGUACCUGAAACGCGGUCGGCCCUCGAAUCUCCUGCAAACGAGUUUCUCGAGCGCGAAGCUCGAGUCCCUGUACCACAGCUCGUCGUUGCAGCAGCGCCGGGGCGGGCUCCAGUGUUUCCUGGUGGCCUCGGUGUGCUACGAUGCGUACAUCCUCUUCCUGCCGGACACGGAGUCGGUGAGGCGCGCGACGACGCUCGUCUGCCUGGUCGUGAACCUCGGGCUGCUCGCGUGGGCCGAGAGGGGCACCAAGGCGCGGGACGUGCUCUGGUCGUACGUGCCCCACGUGGCCUGGCUCGUGGCCGGUCUCCAGUUGCUCGUGCAGCUGUUCCUCAAGCAAACCGAGCCCACGCCACGCGACAGCCUCGGCUGGCUGCUCCUCGGCCUGUACCUGCACUUUGCCACCCUGCCGCUGAGGUUCUCCUUCUGCGCGCUCGUCGCGGCUGCCACCGCGGCCUCGUACAUGCUCUCCGUGGUCUGUUUGACCAGGCCCGAGACCGCGGUGCCCCUCGAGGUUCUCAUCCUGACGAUAAGCUUGUGCGUGUGCGCGGCAAUCCUCGGGGCGUCGACUUACUCCCUGGCGGAGUUCCAGCAGCGCCGAGCCUUCCUCGAGACGAAGCAGAGCCUGGAGAUGCAGCUGGUGAUCGAGGAGCAGAGCGCCGAGCAAGAGCGCCUGCUCCUGAGUGUCCUGCCGGAGCACGUGGCCGUGAAGAUGCGCCAGGACCUCGACGCCACGACGGACACGCAGUUCAAAAAGAUCUACAUGUCGCGGCACGAGAACGUCUCGAUACUCUACGCCGACAUUGUCGGCUUCACCGCCAUCUCGUCCACCUACUCGGCCAGCGAGCUCGUCAAAAUACUCAACGAGCUGUUCGCUAGGUUCGACCAGCUCAGCGAGAGAUACGAGCAGCUGCGCAUAAAGAUCCUGGGCGAUUGUUACUACUGCAUAAGCGGAGCGCCCCAGGAGCGUCCGGAUCACGCGGUGCUGUGCAUCCACAUGGGCCUGUCGAUGGUCGAGGCGAUCAAGUACGUCCAGCAGAAGACCAACAGUCCGGUCGACAUGAGGGUUGGCAUACACACCGGUGCCAUUCUCGCUGGGGUGCUCGGACAAAAACAAUGGCAAUUCGACGUUUACAGCAAGGACGUCGAGCUAGCCAACAAAAUGGAAAGCAGCGGACAAGCUGGCCGAGUGCACAUCUCGAACGUGACUCAUCAGUUCUUAAACGACGAGUUCGAGGUGGAACGGGCGUACGGGGAGAUGCGCGAGGAGGCGCUCAAGAAGGCCGGUAUCAUCACGUACUUCAUAGUGAGAGCGAAGCGGCCCUUCCAGCCGGCCAAGACCAAGAGCUUGGCGUCCCUCAACGACGUCGAGUACAUCCAAAAGCCCCUGCCCCAGGUCACCGACACCCACACCAAGGAGGACUCGGAGGAGUUCCGGCAACGACUGCGCAAGGAGCUAGACAGCCGGGUGGGUGGAGGGGCCGAGCUCAAGGACCACGCGUCCGGGCUGACGCUGGCCUUCAAGGACCCCGGCCUGGAGAAGGGCUUUCACGGGGUGGAGGAGGCAUUCUCGCCGCUAUCCCUCCUGGGUGGCCCGCUGGUGCUGUUGUGCGCCUCGCCGCUCUGGAAGUUCCAGCCCUGGGGUCCGUUCACGUGGGGCGGUGCAGUGGCGGUCAGCUUGUUCGCGGUCUUCCUGGCUGGUGCCACCUGCCUCGGCCGCUCGAUCCAGGCUGGUUGGCUCCGGCGCACCCUGGCCGUCCUCAUGAUCUUCUCCCUCGGGAUCUUUAUACUGCUGGACAUGGCAAACUGCGGGAUAAUCGAGAACCUGGACCCGCACAACCCGAACAGCAACGUGACGGCCCGCUACUCGCCCCGGUGUCCCUAUCCAUCCUACUACUCGUACAUCGGGGCUCUGGCCCUCGUGGUCAUAUCGAUGCCGACCUACAUAUGUUACUGGAUGAAGGGCCUGAUGAUGUACGCGCUAGCCGCGGCUCAGUGCGUCAUAAACAUCGUUUAUCUAGGCCCGAGCCUCGACCGCGAGGACUUGGCCAACGCCUCGCCCGAUCAGGACCUCAUACACCUCAAGUACUCGCUCUCGGCAACUCAGCUCACCAUAGCCUUCGUCCUCCUACUCGUCGCUCGAUACAUGGAGCGAGCCCGUAGGAUACUGUUCCUCCGAGGACGGGAGGUCGAGGCGCAAAAGGAGCGCGCGGCUGACAUAAAGCGCCGCAACGGCGUCCUCAUAUUCAACAUCCUGCCACCCCACGUGGCCACGUAUUUCCUGUCGACGCGCAACACCCGCCACCACGACGAUCUUUACAGCCAGAGCUACGCCGAAGUUGGGGUGUUGUUCGCCAGUAUGCCCAACUACACGGACUUUUACAGCGAGGAGACCAUCAACAAUCAAGGACUUGAGUGCCUUAGGUUCCUCAACGAGGUCAUCUCGGAUUUCGAUGCCAUCCUGGAAAAGGAGCAGUACAAGGAUAUAAUAAAAAUAAAAACCAUCGGUUCGACGUACAUGGCGGCGUCGGGUAUAAGCGACUCGGCUGAAGACGAGAACGCGCCGCCCUGGCAGCACCUGUCCCGGCUGGUCGAGUUUGCCCUCGAGAUGAAGCGGACCUUGUCGGACAUCAACAAAGAGAGCUUUAAUCACUUCGUCCUGAAGAUGGGGAUCAAUCACGGGCCGGUGACCGCCGGAGUCAUAGGUGCCCGCAAGCCGCACUACGACAUCUGGGGUAACACGGUCAACGUCGCCUCGAGGAUGGAGAGUACCGGCAAAGUUGGCUGCCUCCAGGUGACCGACGAGACGAGAAAGAUCCUCGAGCCUUUCGGCUACGGUUUCGAGCAACGUGGGCUUGUGUUCGUGAAAGGCAAGGGCCAGCUGCUCACCCACUACCUCAUCAAAAAGGACGGCGAGCUCCUCCACCUCGAUAGCGAUUUGCCGGUCGAGCCGGCUCAUCCCAUUAUCUACCAGUAAAGGAGUUCGCCCACUGACCGACUGAUGGUAAAUAAAUCUCCAGGAGCUUUUUUAAAGAGCGAGACAAAUAAAACCGAGCUGCUACUCCAUCGGACGAGGAAGGAGACUUUGGGCAGCGAAGAAGUUUCGAUCGGGAAGUUGUUUUUUAUCUCCAUUGUCGUCUAAAAAUAACGCCCCCCCCCCUCGCAAGGGACGCGAAAAAGAAGCGUACAGGCGCGCGUGUUUGCUGUAUAUACACAUGUCGUACAGGCGAGGCAGGUGUAAAAAGUCGCCCAUCCCACCCAAGGGUCUCGUGCGUCAUCCAUUGUUGAGGAGAUGAUGAUCCUACUUAUAAGGAAAGGGCGCAAACAAUGGUGAUGCGAGAUCGGGGGCUAGGGUGGACAAAGCAGCCAACGAUUGUAAUACAUAAACUUAUCUACCAGUUGUUAAAAAAAAAAAAAAAAAAAAUCGAAAUUGAUUCUCAGGCAAUACAUAGGAGUAAACAGGUUUUUAUUUUGUUUUUCCGAAUAACUAAGAGCUAGUCGAUACAUGUGACUGAAAUGGUGUAUUAUUCCUCUUACAUGACAAAAAAAAAAUUAUAAAUUAAACGAGAGAAUGCUGUAUGAAAAAAAAAAGAUCAACGUUGAUAAGAGGGAAUGACGAUACCGUAGCCCAAAGUCCUACUGCCGAUGAUAGCAUUUAGUGGAACGUUUAUUUUCUCGAGUAUUGGAACAUCUAAAGCUCCUUAUUUUCCAAAUUGAAAAAAAAAAGUGGUAGUGCGAACAAAGACUUUAUACGGAGUGCACCUUCGAAUGUUAACUAUAACAUAUGUAAUAAUGUUGAUGUGUACCUGUGUAAUAAGAUAUGGAACCUAAACCCUGAAUGGACGUAGUAGGGUAGAUUGGAAGACGUUUUAGCAAAUUUCUAUAUAAAAAAAAA